AAUGGCUGGCUUGAGAUGUGAUGAAGGAGAUGGGAGGCCAUCACAUCACGGGCCUCUGUGUGCUCAAGUGGGGCUAUAAAUUCUUUGCUGACCUGCUGGAUUACAUCAAAGCACUGAACAGAAAUAGUGAUAGAUCUAUUCCCAUGACUGUAGAUUUUAUCAGACUGAAAAUCUACUGUAAUAAGCAGUCAACAGGUGACAUAAAAGUAAUUGUUGGAGAUAGUCUCUCAACUUUAACUGGAAAGAAUUUCUUGAUUGUUGAAGAUACAAUUGACACUGACAAAACAAUGCAGACCUUGCUUUCCUUGGUCAAGCAGCAUAAUCCAAAGAUGGUCAAGGUUGCAAGCUUGCUGGUGAAAAGGACCCCUCGAAGCAUUGGUUAUAGACCAGACUUUGCUGGAUUUGAAAUUCCAGACAAGUUUGUUAUAGGAUAUGCCUUUGACUAUAAUGAAUACUUCAGGGAUUUGAAUCAUGUUUGUGUCAUUAGUAAAACUAGAAAGGCAAAAUACAAAGCCUAAGAUGAGAGUUCGA
Molecule: messenger RNA, 531 nt
Organism: Orcinus orca (killer whale)
Lineage: Eukaryota; Metazoa; Chordata; Mammalia; Artiodactyla; Delphinidae
Product: hypoxanthine-guanine phosphoribosyltransferase-like
Exons: 1
Coding region: 21-518 (165 amino acids)
Biological process (GO): purine ribonucleoside salvage; hypoxanthine metabolic process; GMP salvage
Molecular function (GO): magnesium ion binding; hypoxanthine phosphoribosyltransferase activity
Source: RefSeq, a predicted model, not a curated record